AGGUAAGUUUUCGUCGGCAAGUGAACGACGAUCUAGCAGGCAUCUACUUCCAAGCGUGCAAACGACUAUCCAGUGUUCGCCCAAUGAGAAGUUUACUCGUCUUGGCUGUCCUCGUGACGGCCUCUCAGGCUUUCUCGGUGUUCCAGAACCCACCAUGCUCGGGAACUACGCCCUGCCUGAUUAACUGUGUGGUGGACUCUCGCUGCCCGAUCUUCAACCCAUCGAAGCCGAUUCUGCUCGCCGGUCCGACCUGCGAUCGUUUCUACAAGUGCGAAAGUGGCCGCGCCUGCGAGACCCUGUGCCCGGGUGGUACUCACUUCAGCAUUCGCGAGCAGGUCUGCGACUGGCCGCACCGUGCCUGUUGCGACCCAUCCAUCGAAUGUCGUCCGGACCCGUGCGGACCCAGCGGUGACUGUACCGUUCCGUCGCCACCGGUUAUGCCACCUCCGCCGCCGCCACCACCACCACCACCGCCACCAGCACCAGGUGCUCCCCCGUGCAGCGGAGGAACUGUCUGUGCCAGCAGCUGCCCAGUAGACUACCGUUGCCCGAUGUUCGACGGUUCGAAACCGACCCUGCUGCCUGGACCGAACUGUGGCGUGUAUGCCAAGUGUAUUGCUGGCCGUGCCUGCCCAAUGAACUGCCCCGCUGGACUUCACUUCAACUCUGCCAAGCAGAUCUGCGACUGGCCGUUCCAGGCUUGCUGUGAUCCCAGUGUCGAAUGCCGCCCCGACCCAUGCGGACCGAGUGGAGAUUGCGGAGGUGGUGUCUACCCACCGCCGCCGCCGCCGCCGCCGCCGCCGCCGCCGCCACCGCCACCACCACCACCGCCACCAGCACCAGGUGCUCCCCCAUGCAGCGGAGGAACUGUCUGUGCCAGCAGCUGCCCAGUAGACUACCGUUGCCCGAUGUUCGACGGUUCGAAACCGACCCUGCUGCCUGGACCGAACUGUGGCGUGUAUGCCAAGUGUAUUGCUGGCCGUGCCUGCCCAAUGAACUGCCCCGCUGGACUUCACUUCAACUCUGCCAAGCAGAUCUGCGACUGGCCGUUCCAGGCUUGCUGUGAUCCCAGUGUCGAAUGCCGCCCCGACCCAUGCGGACCGAGUGGAGAUUGCGGAGGUGGUGUCUACCCACCGCCGCCGCCGCCGCCGCCGCCACCGCCACCACCACCACCGCCACCAGCACCAGGUGCUCCCCCGUGCAGCGGAGGAACUGUCUGUGCCAACAACUGCCCAGUAGACAACCGUUGCCCGAUGUUCGAUGGUUCGAAACCGACCCUGCUGCCUGGACCGAACUGUGGCGUAUAUGCCAAGUGUAUUGCUGGCCGUGCCUGCCCAAUGAACUGUCCUGCUGGACUUCACUUCAACUAUGCCAAGCAGAUUUGCGACUGGCCGUUCCAGGCUUGCUGCGAUCCCAGCGUCGAAUGCCGCCCCGACCCAUGCCCACCGGGCGCGUUCGGCUGUGGCCAGAACAACAACUACAACAACAACAACUACAACAACAACAACAACAACUGGAUGUGGGGUUAAACGCGCAGUACAACUAGGACGAGCUCAGGGAACCGAAAGUCGCAACAACAACAACACUGCACUAUCGCUCCUGUUAGACCAUUCCACUAGCUGAUGGGAAAGUUUGCACUAUAGCCUUGUCACAUGAUGGCAUUAUCCGAACGAAGGUGGUUAAUCAUAACACAAAGAACACGAGCCCCGAGAAUAUACGAGCACAUCUAACAAUUACAGCAGA
This is a messenger RNA of Anopheles stephensi (Asian malaria mosquito), 1743 nucleotides long. Its product is annotated as WAS/WASL-interacting protein family member 3-like. The record is from RefSeq and is a predicted model, not a curated record. The transcript has a single exon. Gene Ontology annotation, molecular function: chitin binding. The coding region runs from base 84 to 1529 and encodes 481 amino acids. NCBI's taxonomy places the organism in Eukaryota, Metazoa, Arthropoda, Insecta, Diptera, Culicidae. Gene Ontology annotation, cellular component: extracellular region.